GCAUUCACUCUGUUCCUUCCUUAUAUUAGUAUUAUUAAGUAAUAUUACGCAUAAUAAGACGUAAACUUUCGUACAGUGAUAUAUACGCAUCUAUGCAGAUAUCUAUGGUCUGAGAACACAUGUAUAUAUUGUUCUCAGUCUAUGGUCAGUACGCUGUAUACAAACGCUAAACAGCCACAUGUGCAGCUUUUGUUUAUCACAGGUAUUUAAUAGGCCCCCUAUUUGGCCUACAGCCUCUCUGUACCUGAGGUCUAGUACCGUCUACUACUAGUACUACUACUAGUACUAGCCUACAAUUGGUACAACUCAAGUUGAAGUAGGCCUACAAUUACAUACAUACUAUACACUGCCAUAUUGAAUCUCGUUAUGUAUUUUGCUGGAAUUGAAGGAGGGGCAACAACAUCCCACAUCGUCAUAACAAAUGAAGGAGGAGAAAUUCUAUCCAGGUCAGAUGGACCAAGCACAAAUCACUGGAUGGUUGGAGUGGAUGAAUGCCAAGCAAGGAUAAUGAAGAUGAUUCAGGAUGCAAAGCAGAAAGCAGGGAUCAAUUUGGAUAUCCCAUUAACAUCAGUGGGAUUGUCACUUAGUGGAGGAGAGAAAGAUAUGGAUGUUAUUAUUGAUAAUCUACAUAAAAAAGACCAACACCUCAGCAAAUCCUAUCACAUUUACAAUGACACUCAGGGUUCCAUCUUCUCUGCAUCUAACAAAGGUGGAAUGGUGAUGAUAGCAGGAACAGGGACCAAUUGCCGAGUGGUUAAUCCAGAUGGCAGCACAUACAAUUGCGGAGGCUGGGGUCAUUUGCUUGGAGAUGAGGCUGGUGCUUACUGGAUCAGCAAUCGUGCUAUCAAGUACGUGUUUGAUGCAGAUGACAACUUAGAACAUCCACCGGCAGAUGUCAGCACUGUGAGAAAGCUCAUGCUUUCGCACUACAAAUUACGUGUACAAAGACAAGACCUACUGGACCAUCUGUAUAGAAAGAUUGACAAACCAAAGCUUGCCUCAUUUUGCAAGGGGAAAUUUUUUGCCAAAGCUGCCACAGAGACAGGUGACAUGCUCAGUCGGCACGUGUUCAGUGAAGCAGGAAUGAUGAUUGCGAAGCAUAUAUGUGCCCUUGAGCCACACAUCAACAAGGUAGGUGGUUUAAGCUAAGUUGACAUUGCUGAAAUAUUUACCUAUGCAAUAUUUAUGCAAGUGGGAGUAAGGGUGGCGUUGGUAUCCAGGAAAAGGCGUUUUGUCACAAUUUUAUAUGCUAAACGUUGUUAUAUUGCUUGGCCAUUAAUGAAUGACAUGGGGAAUAAUGUGCAGAGUAAAAAAAUGAAAUAUGAUGGCAAUGUAUUCAUGCAGUGCAGCAAUAAUGAGAAUUUUUUAAUGAAGUGCACAGAUCAUCCUCACUCAACAUUGCUCUAGGCAAUGUUUCAUUAUUACGUUGCUGUAAUAACGGGAUCCCACGGGAGUUGAAUCAGUUGAUGCUCUUUAGAUAUCCAUUGCUCCAACAACAUUGUUUUAUGUCCUGACUGUUAUGUGGUUGUCACCAAACAUGUAGUUUAUGACCAGCGUAUGUCAUGUUUAGUA
This is a messenger RNA of Priapulus caudatus, 1572 nucleotides long. Its product is annotated as N-acetyl-D-glucosamine kinase-like. The record is from RefSeq and is a predicted model, not a curated record. Lineage: Eukaryota; Metazoa; Priapulida; Priapulimorpha; Priapulimorphida; Priapulidae. The transcript is spliced from 8 exons. Gene Ontology annotation, molecular function: N-acetylglucosamine kinase activity. The coding region runs from base 367 to 1149 and encodes 260 amino acids.